Molecule: messenger RNA, 5544 nt
Organism: Condylostylus longicornis
Lineage: Eukaryota; Metazoa; Arthropoda; Insecta; Diptera; Dolichopodidae
Exons: 7
Coding region: 1-5544 (1847 amino acids)
Source: RefSeq, a predicted model, not a curated record
AUGUCGAUGACUGCACACUUUACAGGAAUGCGUGGUCGGAACAUCAAGACGGAUUUCCAAGGUGUUGUUGAACUCAAUCUUGAAGGACUUCCAAAUCUUAUUCCCGGAACAACUUACGACAUCAUUGGCGAGCUCGGUUGUUUAACCGAUCUUUCAUACAAUCCGUGGGGACCCGUCGAUGCUGGAUAUCUCUACUUUACAACAUUUGGAAUUGAAUGUACCGUGUUUCCGGAAUUGGGACCUGCAUUUGUAACAACUGGAAGUGGGACAGCCCACGGGACUGCCUACACCAUCAACUGUGCUGACGGUUACACGUCUCCUGCCGUUCCUGAUUCUGAAGACGAUCAAGAGUCCGAAGUAGAAACACCUGAAUCGCGCAUCGUUCGUUGUGUCGAUGGUGCGUGGGAAGAAAUUCAAUUCGUCUGUUCGAAGGAUUGUCCGAGAUACUACGAAAUGGGUCCGCAAUACGUCGUCGAUGGAGACGCCGGAACGAACCAUCACGGACAAAAAUUGAGCGUCACUUGCGCGAAGGAUACGGAUACAACGUCGAGUACGAUACGUCGUCGUCGCUGUCGUCCAGCGGCAGUACCGUCGUUGGGGGCGCGACGUGUCGUUUCAUGUGCUCCACCCGCGAAGGUCGUUGCUGGUUCCGAGCCGGAAUACGUUGUCUGCGAGGAACAGGGAUGGAGUCCCAUCGAACUGCAAUGUCAUGUGGCGUGCGGCGACUUACCUGAAUACGCUGACGGAUUCCUUCUUGAAGGAGAAGGAAACGGACACGGAGCGUUCCGGGAAAUCUCUUGCAUGCCAGGAUACAAAUCGUUGAGUUCCGGACCAGAGUCGACUCGUGUCGUGUGCAAUGAAGGAAGAUGGGAACAGACCGACCGACUUAAUUGCAUGCGAAAUUGUGGUGAAUUUGAAGCGGGUUCUGGUUUCGUGGUGAAGGAGAAAGAGGGAGAGUAUGGAAUGCACGGAAGCUCGAUCGAAGUGUCCUGCGCCGAAGAAGCGGUCCAAGAAUCCGGAGGGAAGUCGGAGAUUCUUUCGUGUCAAGAUGGAAAGUGGGAUUUGGGACACGUCGUCUGUAACGGUCCUUGUGAACGUCCAGAAGUGACUCUUGGUCGCAGUUAUGUAUCCGAAUUGAAACGAGUUACUGAGAGAACGGAGAGCGGACGGUAUCCGCAUGGGACAACAGGACAUCUUUAUUGUAGUGCUUCGAGUGAUAUUGUCAAUGGGAUCCCACCUGAGUAUGUCAUCUGCAACAACGGUCAUUGGAUUCCCGCUAAUGGUGAAGAGAUGGUGGAUCCCUCGCGACGAUCCCAACGACGUCCCACGUUGAGGUGCCAACGUGGUUGUGGUCCAUUCAGCAAAGAUGUUACGCGGUACCAAGAUGUUGGCGGAACACAAGUGAACGAAGGACUUGCUAAGCGAGCCGCCCCAUCAGGGGCAAGGCGACGAAUGGCAUGCAUGAAGGGAUUUUCCCCGGAACCGUCAACGCAGACAGAAGGUGAAUUGGUAUGUUAUGACGGGAAGUGGCUCGAGGGAAAGUUUGAGGAUACACAAGAUUUUGCGGAGUCUGAGGUUCAAGAAUCCGAGUUUACGUGUCUGUCCGUGUGUCCGGAAUCAACAAUCGCGGAGUUGUUCCAGAAGGGAUACGAACUGGUCGAUCCGAAGCUGAUGAACGCACAACAUGGAGAGUCCUUCGAAAUCAAGUGCCGGGAAGGACUCGAAAGACGGAUUGGGACUCCACGGAAUGAAACCUUCGCCAGCGUCACUUGCAUCGAUGGACGUUUAACGAUUUCCUCGACGUUCAUUUGUGUCGCUCCGACAUGCAGCGACGGAAUUCAAAAUGGCGAUGAAGAUCACAUUGAUUGCGGAGGAAGCUGUCCGACGGCGUGCAGCGCGUGUCAGCUUGGAUUGCUGCGGUGCAUUCCGACAUGUCGUGAUCGUGUCCAAAACGGCGACGAAGAUGGCGUGGAUUGUGGGGGGAAGCGAUGCGAUCCCUGUCGGUAUUGCGACGGACCGCCAAUCGAUUUCCCCGAAGGAGUCGCAUUGAGUGUCGACGGAGGAGUGACGCGUCUGUCCAUGAAAGAAGCUGCAGCAACGGAAUUUCCUAGCGGUACCAGAUUGGACGUUUUCUGCGAGGAAGGAUACGAACAAAUCUCAUCAGCUCCACCCAUAGGAUUUCAAACGUAUCUCUGUGACGGACAGCCAACCCACUGGAGUUUAUCCGACGGUUCGAGAAGUCUUGCGCUGAAAUGCGGAGCGCCCCGUUGCGAUGAUGGGACACAGAAUGGGGAUGAAUGGGGUGUGGAUUGUGGGGGAAGCUGUCCCAAUGCAUGCCCAACAUGCAAUGAUGGAAUUCAAAAUGGAGAUGAGGAGUCGAUUGAUUGCGGUGGUACGCGCUGUCUUCCUUGUAAUGACUGUGGAGUGGGUUCAUUCAAAUCGCUCAAUACGGAAGUCGUUAAAAUCGAAAUUAUUUCAUCGUCAUCAUCGAGUACGGAACUGAGAGAACUUUGGGACUUUAGUGGGACAAAUCAUGGAAGUUUGAGACGCGUCUCGUGUCGGGAUCCUUCUUCCCUGUUUACGCUUCUGAAAUGCGACAAUGGAGAGUGGGAAUCAAUCGAAGGAGUGUCUUCAAUUUAUAGUCUGAAUUGCAACGGUGGUUCAGUCGACGUCACGGAUACUACGAGGCUGGCAGGAAGUCAACUUCAAUCAUUUCGUAUUCCUGAACUCCCGAUGCCGAAAGACUGUCCAACAAGUGCGUUGAAGUUAUUGGCGGUGGACUCAUCGAAUGACUCAAGUUGCUGCCAAUUAAUCCCUCAGCUUCAAGCACUUCUAUCAAGCGAGUGUGGGGCUCUUUUGUACAGCAAAAAAUCGUCCCAGGUUGCUGGAUUUUGCACGGGAACUUGCUACGCUCGCUUUUCAACAAUUCUGGAAACGUACAAAAACCAAGAGGGAACAGGAUGCGAAGUAGUCGGACCCUUUGAAGAGAUGCAAAAGGUGUUUUGCGCUACAGGAUCACGCCCGCCAAGCAGCGUCACGCUUCCAGGUUCUUCGUCUGCAACGGACCAUCGCUGUUUCUCUUCUGCAGGAGAAACGUUGGAUCAGAUGAAAGACCUGAUUGAACUCCGAGGACAGAUUCUGACUGCGGCGUGUGAAGUGAAUAGCUGCUUUUCAUCGAAUCUUCGCUAUUUUGAACUUCUUCGCGACGUCGGAAAUUCCAAAAGAGACGACUCUCGCCGGAACCUCCGGGACGUCGACAUGAAAGAUGAAGCAGAUGACACCUCGCUUCGAAGUCUGGUGAAGAUUUACGAACACAUCCUGCAAGACUUCACAACAAACGUUCUCGGAGCUGACGGUCUUAUGGACAACAACGAUCACUCCGUCAACAGAACAAAGCGUCGGUUAUCAGCAGACAUCUCAGGAUUUCUGUAUAGCGCAGCAUCGUCCCCAUCAGUUCGAAAAUUAUUUAUGGAGAAUCGGUACUCGAGAAGUUUACUCCGAUUCAUGUGCUUGACGGACAGUGAUGGAAAUUCGUGUGGUAGCGUUGUCCAAAGCAUCAUGACAAGCGACCAUUCAGCUGGAUCGAGCUCGAAAACGUGUGGUGAUAAAUGUGUUCUUGAAGUGACGCGCCAUGUGGGACAAUCUCUGUAUUCUCUCGGUAAAGCAAAAAUCGAUCCGUACAUGUCCAUGUUGGGAGUCCUUAUGAGAGCUUACGGACGAGUCGUUUGUCAGCAAUCCACGACUGGAAUGAUUUGUGGAGAUUUGUUCAGUCCAAGUUUGGUAGCAUCCCAUUCGGGUGGAGUGGUGGGUGGACUCACUGCAGCAGACCUGGAGGAGCGCAAAAACAAAUACCCUGAAUGCAGCUGUCCAUUAGCGUAUGUGGGAGAUGGUCGUUGCGAUCUUCAAUGUUUCAAUCCUGAUUGUAAUUAUGAUGAAAAUGAUUGUUUAUUUGCAUCGAUGUUCCGGACAAUAAAACAAAGACUUGAUGCCAUUCUUCCAUCAUCGUCCCCAUGCCAUCCAUUUUCUACGGAAUUCGUUUGCUCAUCGACAUCCACUGAUGGAGAUUGUAGAGCGAAGAUUACUGAAGUCAUUGAGGAAGAUGGAUGCUGCGCGGCAACUGGAUGGGAAAUUUUGAGAGAAGCUCUCGAACUUGAAGUAACGAUGCGAAGUCUUGCUGCUGCCCGAUAUGAAGAAACAACAGGAAAGAAAGCUGGAGAAUAUUUCUCGCAGACUUCUUUGAACAAUCGCCUCGUGCUCGACAGAUCGACAAAAUGGAUCGAAGCGACUUGUCAAGUUCUACUGGAUCGAGGAUGCUCACGAGGAUUGCGACGUUCAGUCGUUCAAAUGGAACUUACAUUGAGAAAUCUAAAUUAUCAGAAAAUUUUUGGAAGUCCGGACGCUUCUAUUCUUUCUAAUCUGUUAACUGUUCGUCUACGCUCAACCAUUUCCGAUCUGUUGGCAGUCCCGAUUGCGGAUGUUGGAGAAAUCCGAUUUUGGUCAGGGAGUGUGUUUGUAGAGGUGCUUAUAGACGCAGGAGCAUCAAUUCCUGAGAUUGUUAAAGAUCUUAAACGCUCUCAAUCGUCUAAAACGCUCGAUGCCUCGAUCAAUACGGCGACCCUUCAGUUUUUGACGGAAGCGAUUUCAGCUGGCGUUCCACUGACAGACCUUCUUUACAAUACGCCAGACGACCACAAACUGCGACGUCUUCAAUCUCAACAACCAUCUCAGCAAAUGCAGCAACUUAUGGAUUUCAAUUUCGUGAAAGAUCUCAACUUUCAAUUGCACCCAGUACAACUUCCCGCCCUUUCCACCUCAAAUGGUCCUUCUGAGGCUCCGAUUACGGGAACGCUCGGAAUGCCAGGAUUCCAAAAUUCGCUCACCAAUCCAGCCUGUUCCUCUUUUCUCGGACUCUCUCCCCCUCCUAAUUUUGCGGCUGCGGAAUCAUCGGUUUACGAAAUCGACCAAAGUUACGGACACGGAACAACACAUGGCUCGACACGCCAGGUACGUUGUGCUCGAGGAUUCGAACCAUCGCUCGUUGACUCUGGACCGUCACCUCAAUUCUUGGUCUGCGAUCGUGGGCGUUGGGUUACGCCGACUCCCGGAGAGAAAAAGCUUGUUUGUCGGAAGCCAUGCGAACCUUACGAAAGCCUUGAUGUCGGAUUCGACGCGUCCGCCAUGACCCUGACAGCUCAAGGAGGAACCUCGGACGGAGCGACGCGAACCGUGUCGUGCCUUGCAGGAUACCACCCUGUCGAUGGCAGUCAGUCGCCUGAAAAACUCGUUUGUCGGAAUGGCGCUUGGGACAGAAGGUCCUUAGCUUGUACUCGUGGUGAUGGAACAAAUCAAGUGCUGAUGAAUGCGAUGUGUGGAAGUGUCAUGUUAAGUGAUUCAAUCACUCCUAAUGAUUUUUAUUCAUUGAAGCAAAUUUUAUCAUCAUCUGCUGAUGCAUCAUCGUCAUCAAAAUCUCCAACCAAAUUGACUUUGUGGAGUCUACGGUGUUCACGUGGUUAUGUUCCAAAACAAGGUAAUUUAUUUUUUUAA